AUGGCAGACAUAUCCUGGAAUCCUCCUACCAUCAAUCCAUCUCCAUCUUUCCUCACCAUUCUCUCAAAGCCACAUGCUCCCAUAUCUUACACCUUCUUCCCAUCUUCUCUGGCCUACGCAGAAUCAAAUAUCAAACCACAUCACAACCUCAUUGUCUUCAGCCUUCCAUCAAUCUUAACUUUCGAUCGUUAUGGCCAGGGGUUGACGACGGCAAGAGAUCCGUUAGAUGAUGGGAAUGGGUACGGACAUGGUUUCAUGGAUGCUGCAAAUGAUCUUCAUGAAAUCAUUCUCGAGGUCGCUAGAAUGAAGCUCGGGCUUCAUCAAAACGAGGCCGAAAAUGGGAGAUUGAGUGUAACAUUCGUGGCUGCAUCGAUAGGAGUCCCCAUAACCCGCCUCUACAUACAAUCCCACCCCUCCAUCGCCUCCGGCCUCUUUUCCCUCGACUCCAAUAUCCCCAACGUAAAUUACAGCGAUUUCCUCCCCGACCCCUCAUCCCCGGCCUUCAACCCCUCUCUUGUAACCGCCCCCGACUGUACACUCGCGCAGUACAUCGAGGCACGCACAAAAUUAGUAAAUCUAUUUGACCUAUCCGUCCCAAACUCCGAAUCAAUGGAUCGACGAACUGGUCCAAAAUUACUACCAUGUGCUGAUCGACCCAAACUUAUUGGUGUGGAUGGAAAGGGACCGUGGCUUACAGUUGUGGGUCAUGAUCCGGUUACUUUUGCGAAUUUUAGUUUAGAGAGGAUGGGAACUCCGAGAAGUAUGAGCAUGAGGUUUACGAAUCCAUACUGGGCGAAAUAUAAUGCGGGGUUGGUGAGUAUAACAGAUGAAGAACGAUGUGAGGGUGUGAAGAUUGCCAAGGGCUGUGGUCAUUUUAUCCAAAUGGAUGAUCCGAAGUUUGUCGUCGAAGAGAUCAAAACUAUCCUUGGUAAUUUGAAUUUGGAGUGA
This is a messenger RNA of Sclerotinia borealis F-4128, 948 nucleotides long. NCBI's taxonomy places the organism in Eukaryota, Fungi, Ascomycota, Leotiomycetes, Helotiales, Sclerotiniaceae. The record is from the annotation of a GenBank genome assembly.